AGAGCCUGGACCACCGGGCAUGGACCAAGGUCCGUUGCCGAGUCUCCGCCCUGAGGUCCUCUCCACUCUUUCAGUGUUUGCAGAUGUACCUGUGGGCCACAAGCUGGAGAGCAGAUUACUAACGGCCUACAAACAGGACAGAGACCCUGCCAAGAUACUGCUGGUCUAUAGAGUCUGCAUGACCGAUGAAAACCUCCCCUGGAUUUCCCCCGUGGUGCACAAGAUCUGCCUCCAGACCGUGCAGGACCCGUCGCUGAUCUAUGAGUACCUGCCAGACCCGGGCCUGAAGUCGUUCAUCCAGGCCUCCUUGGAGCUGCUCUUCGGCAAGCACAGCCCGGCCAUCGUGGAGAACAGGGCAGGGGGCGUGCACACCAUAGGUGAGAGCGGGGCCUUCCGGCUCGCGGCCCAGUUCUUCCGGCUGUGGCACAGGGACGCGAGCACAGUUUGCAUCGUCUCCUGUCAAAAAGAAAGUCACGGACUCGUCUUCCAGGACAUGGGCUUUGAAGUUUGUGAAUACUGCAUCUGGGACCCCAAGAAGAGGCGCAUGGACUCCAACGUGAUCCUCAAAGUGGCCGAGCAGAUGCCGAGUGGCUGCAUCCUUGUGAUCGGGAACCCUAUUGACUGUAGGCUGACACAAUCUCAGUGGGCAAAGCUGAUGUCCAUCAUGAAGAGCAAGCAGAUAUUCCCCUUUUUUGACAUCCCCUGUCAAGGUUUGUCCACUGGUGACCCUGAAGAAGAUGCUGGAGUCCUGCGAUACUUUGUAUCCUCGGGCUUUGAGUUCUUCUGCAGCCAGUUUCUGUCCAGGAAUUUUGGCGUCUAUGAUGAAGUUGUGGGCAUCCUAGUGGUGGUGGCACGCAACAAUGAGCAGCUGCUUUGCGUCCUGUCCCAGUUGUUGAGCUAUGCCCAGGCCCUGUGGCUGAACCCUCCUUCCAGGGGCUCCCGUAUCAUCACCACCAUCCUCUGUAACCCCACGCUGCAGGAGGAGUGGAACCUGAGCCUAAAAGUGGCUGUUGAGAACAUGAUGCUGAUCAAGGAAAAGGUGAAGGAGAAGCUGCGGCUUCUGGGAACGCCUGGGUCCUGGAACCACAUCACCGAGCAGAUGGGGACCCAUGGUUAUCUUGGACUCAACUACCAACAGGUACAAUACUUGAUCAAGAAGAAGCACAUCUACAUUCCCAGGAACGGUUAUAUUAACUUCACCUGUAUCAAUGCCAGCAACAUAGAUUAUAUCACCCAGAGCAUCAGUGAGGCUGUCCUCUUCACAAAGGACUCAGAGAAGUAGCUUCUGAAAAGAAAUGACCCCUAAUGGGAAUAAAAAGCUUUAGUCUUUGCAAAAA
Cavia porcellus (domestic guinea pig) is the source of this 1337-nucleotide messenger RNA. It is a transcript of the gene Got1l1, whose product is annotated as glutamic-oxaloacetic transaminase 1 like 1. Gene Ontology annotation, molecular function: L-aspartate:2-oxoglutarate transaminase activity; pyridoxal phosphate binding. Gene Ontology annotation, biological process: L-aspartate biosynthetic process. The transcript is spliced from 9 exons. Gene Ontology annotation, cellular component: cytosol. The coding region runs from base 20 to 1282 and encodes 420 amino acids. NCBI's taxonomy places the organism in Eukaryota, Metazoa, Chordata, Mammalia, Rodentia, Caviidae. The record is from RefSeq and is a predicted model, not a curated record.